AUGGCGAGUGGUACCCGAGUGGCGGUCUCACAGAUUUUGCGAAACAAAGACGACACAGGUGACGAAGAAGAUGAACCUAAAAAGAAAUCUCGUGAGGAUUGGAGGAAGGCUAAAGAGUUAGAAGAAGCUCGGAAAGCCGGAACAGCCCCCGCUGCUGUUGAUGAAACAGGAAAGGACAUUAACCCUCACAUACCUCAGUACAUUUCAUCUGCACCGUGGUAUUAUGGAACGGCAGGCCCAACUCUUAAACAUCAACGGCCUCAAGAGGACAGAGAAGCGGAGUUCACUAAACUUGACACAUAUUACAAUAAAGGAGUCACUGGUUACGCAGCCACCAAGUAUAGAAAGGGAGCCUGCGAGAACUGUGGUGCGAUGACACACAAGAAGAAGGAUUGUUUAGAGAGACCUAGAAAGAUCGGUGCAAAAUUCAGUAACGUCGGCAUAGCUCCGGAUGAGUUCAGUCAACCGAAUCUAAAUCUGAGUUACGAUGGAAAGAGGGAUCGAUGGAACGGAUACAACCCAGAACAACACAAGGCUAUUAUAGAAGAAUAUCAGAAAGUUGAAGAUGCUAAGAGGGAAUUAAGAGCGGAGAAACUUGAACAAGACCCGACAGCAACCGAGGAAGAUGACUUGGAGGGUGAAGAUGAAGAUAAAUAUGUUGAUGAAGUGGACAUGCCCGGGACUAAAGUGGAUUCUAAACAACGUAUAACAGUUCGUAAUCUUCGUAUUCGUGAGGACACAGCCAAGUAUUUGCGAAAUUUGGACCUCAAUUCGGCUUACUACGACCCGAAGACGCGUUCAAUGAGAGAUAAUCCUAAUCCGAAUGGUGACGAGUCAGAGUACGCUGGUGAGAACUUCGUCCGUUUUAGUGGAGACACUCGUUCCCACGCAGCCGCCCAGUUGUUCGCGUGGGACGCUCACCACAGAGGUUUAGAUGUACAUCUGUUGGCUGAACCAACCAAGUUACAACUGCUCCAAAAAGAAUAUGACGCGAAGAAGGAACAGUUCAAAACACAGGUGAAACAAUCAGUGUUGGACAAGUACGGUGGUGAAGAGCAUCUAAAAGCUCCUCCAAAAGAACUACUCUUGGCUCAAAGUGAAGUGUUUCUUCGAUACAACAGAGAUGGCACAUUGGCUUCAGAUGUUGAAAAACAAUUGGCCAAGAGCAAAUAUGAAGAAGAUGUUUUGAUCAACAAUCACACAAGUGUGUGGGGCUCUUAUUGGAGGGACGGACAGUGGGGAUAUAAGUGUUGCCACUCCUUCAUAAAGAUGUCUUACUGUGUUGGCGAAGCAGGAAAAUCUGUUGUGUCUGGACAUAUUGUAGAUAUUCAAGAUACUGAGAAGAGUUCGGGAAAUAAAAAAGACAAAGAAGAAAAAAUCGUAAAAUCAGCAUCAGAAACGGACUCAGAAAGCAGUUCGUCUUCAUCAGAAGAAGAAAUAAGAAGUAAAACAGAAAAAACAAGCAAAAAGAAGAAAAAUAAGAAGAAAAUUAAGAAGAAGAAGAAGAAGGAACAGAAAGAAGAUAAGAACGAAGAUAAGUUGAAGAAGGCUCUUGAAAUGGAAGAAAGAAAUCAGCGUAAUGCUGAUCGUCUUUUAUCAAUGGAUGAAAGGAAGCGUCCCUACAACAGUAUGUUUGAUGUGAAGGAGCCGAGCCAAGAUGAACUGGAAGCUUACAUGAUGAAGAGGAAACGAGACGAAGAUCCAAUGUUACAGUUCAUGAAUUAA
Messenger RNA from Danaus chrysippus (African queen), 1725 nucleotides. Lineage: Eukaryota; Metazoa; Arthropoda; Insecta; Lepidoptera; Nymphalidae. The record is from the annotation of a GenBank genome assembly.